ACUCGCUCCUCACCACCACCUCAUCGUUGCGCCGCCCAGAGCACCCCACUGCCAAGCAUCGGCGCCGCUACUGCUGCCGCCCUCGCAUCACAGCGCUGCAGGCGGCUCUGCGGCCCUCGCCGUCCCUUUGUCCUCUUGCGGCCGCCGCCCCUCCACUGCCCAGCAUGCCUCGCGCUCCGCCGGGCGCGCCGCGGCGCCUCGUCAUGAAGCCCGCGCCGCCGCCGGGCCCGUCGCGCGAGCUGCCGCUGCAGUACACCAGCUUUGCCGUGCCGCCGCCGGUGAAUGCAAAGAACAUGGCGAGCACAUACCUCAAGACCGAGGCGCAGACAUGGCUUGGCAGACAGGCGCCGGCGCCGCCGCUGGGCCAGGGCGUGGUGCCGAGCCGCGGGCGCAAGCGCAAGCGGCCCGAGGCGACCAAUGCGCGCGUGGCCGAGGACGAUGAGGAGGAAGAGGGCGACGAGAGCGGCAGUGAGACGGAUGCGGCGGCAAAUCCGGCGCAGCGCACACUCGUGAUUCACCCAAGCACGUCGUUCCUGCGCAUCGGCCUCGCCUCGGAUCUCUAUCCGCUCACGGUGCCCAACGUCGUGGCCCGGCGAGACCGCGAGGGCGCACCUCCACGGCCUGCGCGGGCGUCUGCCUCGCCCGAGGAGGAAGACGGCGUGGAAGAGGCUGAAGUGGAGGAGGAGGACGCCGAGGAGGAGGAUGCAGACGGCAAGCGCAAGAAGAAGAAGGACCCGCUCACGGUCAAGAUCGACGUCUUGCGUGCCGACCUGCGCAGCAUCAUGCGCGCCAUGAAGCUGCGGCCCGUAACCAACGGCCGUGGGCUGGCAGCCGCGUACAACGAGACGUCACGAGCGGAGAAGGUGCCAGAGCACAACGACGUGAUGGGCGUCGAGUGGACCAAGACGGCGGCGUCGGAUCCGGAUGUGCUGCUGGGCGAGCGUGCACUGCGCCUGCCGGCCUUCUCUGGCGAGGCGCAGUCCGCGAGCCGGCCGUGGGAGCUCUUCUAUCCCUUCCGCCAGGGCCGCCUCGACAUUGAGCCAUACGUGGCACGCUACGGCUCGGCUGCGGCGCAGGCGCUGCUCAGCGACGUGCGCGCGAUCCUGAUGCGCGCCAUCACUGCGCCACGCGAGGAUCUCGAGGCUCGCGACGACGCCGCCGGUCCGCCGGACUACGGCCUCGGCAUCGACGCCAAGGAGCUCGGCACGUACAGCGUCAUUCUCAUCGUCUCGGACCUGUACAGCGCGACGGACAUCCAGGACUUGACGGACCUGCUGCUCGUCGACAUGGGCUUCCAGGCGAUCUGCAUUCAGCAGGAGAGCGUGAGCGCCACUUUCGGCGCCGGCCUCAGCAGUGGCUGUGUCGUGCGCAUCGGCCGCGACCACACGGCAGUGACGUGUGUCGACGAGGGCCUCGUGCUGGCCGAGUCUCGCAUCGGCCUCGCGUACGGCGGCGACGACGUGAGCCUGUUCUUCGCACAGCUGCUGCGUGCCGCCAACUGCGCGUACAAGGAGCUCGACUUCUCACGACGACUUGCCGACCGCUGGAUCGUCGAGGACCUCAAGCACCGCCUCCUCACGCUCGACGCGACGCAGCUCGGCCUCGUCAUCUCGGACUUCCAUGUGCGCUUGCCGGGCCGGCCAACGCUCAAGUACCAGGUGCGAACCUACGACGAGGUCAUCCUGGCGCCCAUGCUGCUGUUCAGCCCGCGCGUCGUCAGCUUCAAGGGCAAGCGCUCGUAUGCGGCGCGUCUCGGCGGUGGUCUCAACCAGGCCGAGCGCGAGGAUGGCGAGCGCGGCGCGCUGGGCACCGGCGCCGACCUGCCCGUCACUGCAGCCAUGCAGGGCUCUGUCAGCCACCUUCUGCCUGCGGCGCCAGAUGCUGCCGCAGCGGACGCCACUCCUGCGCCGGCUGCACAGGCGGCGACGAACGGCACUGCCGCGGCCGGUCGCGAGGCCGGCGCGAGCCCGCAUCCGGUGAGCCUGCCGCCGGGCAUGGAGCAGCUGGCGCUGCCCGACUUUCACGCACGCAUGGCCGCGGCCUCUGCUGCGGGCGGCUCGACGGGGUCGCCGAUCAAGAACGAGAUCUCGAGCGGCACGGCCGGCCCAUCGCGAGCGCUGACUCCUGCACGCACGGCCGGCGAGUCGACGCGGCCAUCGCCGUCUGCUGGCGGUGCACGCGGACCGAGUGCCACGCCUCUGGCGCUGCCGAGCAUCGAUGUGCAGUGGGAGGCGGCCAAGGUGCCGCUCGACGUCGCCGUCUGGAACUCCAUCCGCGCCGCCGUGCAGCCGCAGAUGACGACGAGCGCGCAGGAGGAGCGCGUCAAGCGCAUGUCCAACAAUAUCAUCUGCAUCGGCGGCACGGCGCAGCUGCCCGGCUUGGGCAGCGUGCUCGAGGCACGGCUCAACGUCCACCUCGCCGCCUGGUCGCAGAGCGUGCUCGGCAAGGACGCCGAGUCGAGCAUCUCGGCCUCGGUCAUCCCGCCGCCGCGCGACAUGGACCCGCGCCUGCUCGCAUGGAAGGGCAUGGCGGUGCUUGCACGCCUCGAGAGCGUCGGCGAGAUGUGGCUGCAGCGGCGCGACUGGGACGCCUUUGGCUGGCGCGCGCUGAGGGAGAAGAGUCUGUUCUUGUGAUCAAUGCGAUGCGUCACCCGUG
Messenger RNA from Tilletiopsis washingtonensis, 2655 nucleotides. Its product is annotated as actin-like ATPase domain-containing protein. The transcript is spliced from 6 exons. NCBI's taxonomy places the organism in Eukaryota, Fungi, Basidiomycota, Exobasidiomycetes, Entylomatales. Gene Ontology annotation, biological process: regulation of transcription by RNA polymerase II. Gene Ontology annotation, molecular function: chromatin binding. The coding region runs from base 165 to 2633 and encodes 822 amino acids. The record is from RefSeq and is a predicted model, not a curated record. Gene Ontology annotation, cellular component: SWI/SNF complex; NuA4 histone acetyltransferase complex.